Syngnathus acus (greater pipefish) is the source of this 1088-nucleotide messenger RNA. It is a transcript of the gene zp3f.2, whose product is annotated as zona pellucida glycoprotein 3f, tandem duplicate 2. NCBI's taxonomy places the organism in Eukaryota, Metazoa, Chordata, Actinopteri, Syngnathiformes, Syngnathidae. The record is from RefSeq and is a predicted model, not a curated record. Bases 51 to 1028 code for a protein of 325 amino acids. Gene Ontology annotation, biological process: binding of sperm to zona pellucida; positive regulation of acrosome reaction; egg coat formation. Gene Ontology annotation, molecular function: acrosin binding. Gene Ontology annotation, cellular component: extracellular matrix. The transcript has 9 exons.
AGGAAGUGUGUAUAUAAUAGCACUUGCCAAGUGCCUUGGCAUACUCAGCCAUGCUUCUCCAUCUCUUAGGUGUGACACUAUUGGCUGUUUUUGCAACAGCUGAAAAUGAAGAUAUCAAAAUAGAAUGUAAGCCAGACUCUGUAAACAUCACAUGGAUCAUCAGUGAGGAGCUGGUGCCAUACUCGACGUAUCUUUUCCUUGGAAACUGCAUACGGUCCGAUGCGACGACUUUGCCAACGGGAGACUGGGCACUACAUUUUCACUACAAAUUCCGAGACUGUAAAUUUAAGAAAAAGAUAAAGGGGAAACAUCUGAUCUAUCAAAAUGUGAUGACCUACAAGCCUGGAGCAAAGUCACAGCCACCACUAUAUGAGUAUUUCUUUGAAUGUGUCCAGAAAAGGCCAAAAGGGUGGUUUCCUCCAUUCCUGAACCCAGGUGCCAGUGUUUCUGUAGGGCGUGGUGGCCUCGUCUUCCGUAUGGCACUCCUCAAUGAACAAAUGACAGGCAUAGCAAAAUCGAAUGUAAUCCCGCUGGGCUCGCUCAUGCCCAUCUGGGCGGCUGUGGAGCAGAAAGCCCAUCAGCCGUUGCGGCUCUUCAUGGAGGAAUGUGUCGCAGCCCCCACUGCGGAGCUGAAGCCACAUCAGCAGGUUCAUCCCAUCGUUGUCAACAAAGGAUGUCUUAUCGAGAGCAACUCGGCGUUUGUCCCUCGAUACCAUUCAUCUGCACUUGUUCUUUCCCUGCAGUCAUCCAUGUUGGGUACUGGAAAGCUGUACAUUCACUGUAAACUUGUUGCGUGGGAUCCUGAAGUCCUUGAUGAAAGCAAGAAAGCCUGUCAAUAUUCCCAACAGAAUGGAGGAUGGGAAUUACUAGACGACCCAUCCCAGAACAUUCUGUGUAGCUGCUGUGAUCAGAUCUGCAAAACCCGGCCCAGACGAAGAGCUGAACAAAAAUUCCAUGGGCUGAGUCAACUUUCAGUGUUGGGACCGUUGGUCAUUGUGGAUAGGUUGGAGAGACGUCUGACCACAUAAAAAGAUGGAGGUGUUUGUUUCUGAUAUGAUGCAGAGAAUAAAAUAUUUUUGGACACAAUG